UCAUAACUGGUUCAUAAGACACUGCCCAUAUACUGAAGGCACCAUUUGAGUUAUUUAUUGUCACUAAAUUAAGAUAAAAUGACGAAAGUACCAACCAUUCCUGAUUUUUAUUCUCAACAACAAAUUUUCAUCACGGGGUCUACUGGCUUUAUGGGAAAAGUACUAGUGGAGAAACUACUGAGAUCAUGUUCUGAUUUAAAAAUAAUUUACGUAUUAGUGAGAAAUCGGAAGGAGAAAUCUGCUCAAGAGCGAUGGCAAGAAAUUACAAAGGCCGAGGUCUUCGAUCGACUUAAAAAAGAACGUCCUGGAAUUUUAGAAAAGAAGAUUGAAGUUCUGUGUGGUGAUGUAAAGGAGAAAAAUUUAGGUCUAAGUACUGAAAAUUGGAAAAAACUUCAAGAAAAUGUAUCAAUAAUUUUCCAUUGUGCUGCGAGUGUUAGAUUUAAUGAUCCCCUACCAGAAGCUGUGUUCAUUAAUCUCAGAGGUUCCUAUGAAGUGAUUAGGCUUGCCCAGGGUAUGAGCAAACUAAAGGUUUUAGUACAUAUUUCUACUACAUACUGUAAUAACUUUUCUACAGAAAGUGGAGAAACAAUAUAUCCAGCACCUGCUGAUUGGAGGAAAACAAUUGAAAUAGCUGAAAAAUUGGAUCCUAGAGAAGUCAACAUUCUAUCAGCUAAGUAUCUUGGAAUAUUUCCUAAUACUUACACAUUUACCAAAAAUCUAGCAGAAAGGAUGAUUUGGGAUCAUCGUGAUCAGUUGCCAAUGGUGAUAAUUAGACCAUCCAUCGUGAUUUGUUCGUUAGAAGAACCUAUGCCGGGUUGGAUAGAUAACCUCUAUGGACCUCUCGGGUUAAUGCUUGGUACUGCAAAAGGUGUAGUAAGGGUAACUUUGGUUGAUAAAGAUUCUAUACCUGAUUAUAUGGCAGUGGACAUUGCAAUAAAAGCCAUGAUUAUAGCUGCCUGGAAAAAAGGAGUUAGCCCAGUAAAUGGAGAUGUUCCUGUCUAUAAUGCUGCUUCAAGAUCUAAAGGAAUUACUAAUGGUGAAAUGAUAAAAAUUUCACAACAAGUCAAUUAUAAAUAUCCCAUAAAUGAAAUGUUAUGGUACCCAUUUGUGACAAGCACUAAGAGCAAUUUAUGUUUUAAAUAUCAAGCUAUUCUCAAACAUCUUUUACCAGCAAUUAUUGUGGAUCAGAUAUUUAAAAUAUUAGGCAAAAAACCUAUGCUGUUGAAAGUUCAGAUAACAAUUUAUAAUGCUAUGAUGGCUCUGGGUUAUUUCGCUACCAAAACAUGGAAUUUCGCAAAUGAUAAUUUCUUAAAUCUUAGAAAUGAUAUAUUAGAAGAGGACAAAGAACAGUUCAAUUAUGAAUUUGAUGAUAUGACUCCUGAAGAAUUCAUUGAAAUGGGUAUAGCAAAGGGACGAAUAUAUCUUCUUAAGGAGGAUGAAAGUUUAUUGCCUCAAGCCCGAAAAAAGUUGAGGAGGUUGUAUUGGCUUGACAGAUUUACUAGCCUGUCGUUUAAGUGCUUCCUUGGUUUUGCGGCUUAUAAAUACUUCUUUUAAACCUUUUUUGGAAAAUACUAUUUAGAAAAAUAUUCCUGUAAAUAUUCAUGAAACAUACAGAUAUUAAUUUUAUUUUGACAUAUCUGCAGAAAAUGUUAACUUAUAAUUAAAAUUUAACUAUUCAUAUGAAUUAGUUUCAUUGUUCCAUUAAAUUGUAAAUAAUUAUUGUAAGGAAAUAUUAUUUACAUUUAUUUAUAGUUAAUUUAAAUUUGUAU
Molecule: messenger RNA, 1769 nt
Organism: Nezara viridula (southern green stink bug)
Lineage: Eukaryota; Metazoa; Arthropoda; Insecta; Hemiptera; Pentatomidae
Source: the annotation of a GenBank genome assembly